This is a messenger RNA of Cyprinodon variegatus (sheepshead minnow), 2583 nucleotides long. RefSeq names its product cyclin T1 (gene ccnt1). NCBI's taxonomy places the organism in Eukaryota, Metazoa, Chordata, Actinopteri, Cyprinodontiformes, Cyprinodontidae. The record is from RefSeq and is a predicted model, not a curated record. Gene Ontology annotation, biological process: regulation of transcription by RNA polymerase II; positive regulation of DNA-templated transcription, elongation. Gene Ontology annotation, cellular component: cyclin/CDK positive transcription elongation factor complex; nucleus. The coding region runs from base 13 to 2049 and encodes 678 amino acids. Gene Ontology annotation, molecular function: cyclin-dependent protein serine/threonine kinase activator activity. The transcript has 9 exons.
UCCUUCUCAGUGAUGGCGGCUUCGUUUCGUUCUCUCCCUUCAACCUGUAAUAACAAAUGGUACUACACCCGCCAGCAGAUCGAAAACAGCCCAUCUCGGCGAGCUGGACUUGAUCCCGACAAGGAGCUGUCCUACAGACAACAGGCAGCGAACCUCCUCCAGGACAUGGGGCAGCGGCUCAAUGUAUCACAACUAACUAUUAAUACAGCUAUUGUCUACAUGCAUCGGUUUUACAUGGUCCAGUCAUUUACAAGGUUUCACCGAAAUGUUAUUGCUCCGGCUGCCCUUUUCCUCGCAGCAAAGGUUGAGGAGCAGCCCAGAAAGUUGGAGCAUGUAAUCAAGGUGGCACACGCAUGUUUAAACCCUCAGGAGCCUUCACCAGACAUACGCAGUGAUGCUUACCUGCAACAAGCCCAAGACCUGGUCAUUCUUGAGAGCAUAAUUCUCCAGACCCUGGCUUUUGAAAUCACAAUUGAUCACCCUCACACUCAUGUUGUCAAGUGCACUCAGCUUGUUAGAGUUAUUCCAGCCAGUAAGGAUCUGGCCCAAACAUCAUACUUCAUGGCCACAAACAGUCUACACUUGACAACGUUUUGCCUGCAGUAUAGUCCACCUAUUGUCGCUUGUGUGUGCAUCCAUCUUGCCUGCAAAUGGUCCAACUGGGAAAUCCCCGUCUCUACGGAUGGAAAACACUGGUGGGAGUAUGUCGAUCCCACAGUUACCCUGGAGCUGCUGGACGAGCUAACCCAUGAGUUUCUUCAAAUCCUGGAGAAAACACCCAGCCGUCUGAAACGAAUUAGAAACUGGAAGGCUGGUGGUCAAACUCCAAAAGCUAAGCCUAAAGUCCAGGAGGAGGGAGACCAAAGGGACACCAUGAUCAGCAUGAUCUCCAUGGUGUCGCCAGAAAGUACCGUGGCCGGCUUGAUGAGUCUCUCAGCUCCGCCGUCUGCCUCCUCUUCCUCGUCCGUGGGUGACAAGGACCGGGCGGUACCAGGCAGUGCUGCGACGUGGAGCGGAAAAGGUCAGGUUGGAACUGAGCCACAACAGCCACCCAACAAUGAGGUCCACACCCCAGCCAAGGUUUCACUGAGUGAAUAUCGGGCCAAGAACGCUGACGUCCUGGCUGCCCAAAAGAGGAAGCUGGAGAACAUGGAGGCCAGUGUAAAGAGAGAGUAUGCCAAUGCAGCUCAGGCUCUCAUUGGUCAGCAGAGGAAGCAUCAUCACCAGCAGUCCAGCUCCUCCUCUUCCUCUGACAUCAACCCCUCACCUAUAGUUCUGAAAAUCCCUUUGGAGAAGGAGCGCUCCGACAAACAUUUGAAAAUGCGUUUUCCGAUGCCGGUAGGCGGCAGCAGCGGGCAUGGCGAUAGAGGCCAGGAUCCAGACAUUAAAGUCAAAAUCCGAGUGCCGGAGAAGCCAAGGGGGGGUUUGGGAGAGGAGGGCAAAAGCAGGGACAAGCACAGGGACCGGUCUAAUCAUCAUCAUCACCAACACCAUCAACACCAUCAUUCCUCUUCACACAAACAUUCAUCCAGCUCCAGUGGUUCACUGGGAAGCAGCAAAAAGAUCCCAAGUGACUCCUCUAGAUCAAGUUCUUCAUCCUCUUCCAGCUCCAGAAAGAGGACACAUUCCCAAGAUCCAUUAGCAGGAUCCCACCCUGCCUCUAAGGUUAGCAAGACCUCCAGGAACCCCUACCAGCUGCCGUCCUUGUCUUCCUCAUCUGGACAAACUCUGGGUCACGCUUCUGACGUUCUGCCUUCUCUGGGCCUUUCCCACCACCAGGGUACUUUCCCACAUUCAAAAGGGGACAAGAUGGACACUAAUGGGCACAGUUCAGCAGGUGGGACCCAGUCUAAUGAGUACCAGGACACUUUUGAAAUGCUGAACUCACUGCUGAGCGCGCAAGGUGUCCAGCCAUCGCAGCCAUCCAUGUUUGAAUACAGAUCCCAGUACGGGGACCACCGGUUCUCCAGUGGCUCUAGAGGGAACAAUCCCAGACCUCCACCCCUGCCUUCAGAACCGCCUCCCCCUCUUCCACCACUACCCAAAUGAGUGUCUGAUCAGGAGGCCAUUUUUAUGUAGAUUUUACUUGAAAUCACAUGCAUUCAUUUUUGUCAUGUAAAGUGUUGUAAAGAAAAAAACAAAACAAACAUAAGUUUAGCUUUUUUUAUUAUAUUCACCCAACAUGUAUAUUUUUUUGUAAGUAUCAGGGUGACAGCAGAGAAAUGUAACAACACGAUUAGAGGUUUCUGGUUUUACAUGCGGCAAUAAUGAAUUUAGGAGCCUUGCAAAAAUGUAAAGAACAAAAAAAUAUGUAUUCUUUUCCUUCUGCUCAAUUCCAAGGAAAUGUGAUGAUGGGAUUUAUGUUGAUGAAAUUGAAACUGCCAGCAGAUAUAUUUUAGCCCUUUUUUGUACCGUUUUUUUUUUACAGUGUUAUUUAUUGAGUGCUUUUUAAAGAAAAACGUCGAACUUAAGGUUCCUUCCUUCCUUGUUCUGUAUGCAAAGGGAGAGAUGUUUUCAUCUAGACUGUACAGGCAUGUUAGACAGUGCAUGUCAGCAAAGCCAUGUUUUUAAAUUUCAUUUUUU